AGAAUAGAGAUAUUGUCCAAAAUAGAGCAAAUUUGGUUCCCGCGCUGAAUUCACUUUGAAAUCGUAGAAAACACUUUUUCCCUCCUGCUAUAUACUCACCCCCCACUAAAACUCUCUACGGACAUUCUUUACACAGGGGGUUGAGUUGAGUUGAGCUUGGAGAGCCCAUUCAUUCACUCCUGCAUUCUCCUGCAUUUCUAGGGGUUCUCUCAGCGCCCAACAAUGUCACCUGCCAAGAGAACCAGACAGUCCAUAGCAGAGUUCGAAGCUGCGGUCUCCUCGGCCAAAAAACAUAAGUUUGAGGGCCAAGCUUUGACUGCUAAUGGCAGCGCUAAAGAGAAUGGCACCCCUGCAGCUAAGGAAAAUGGUGUUCCAGCUGUUAAGCCGAAGGUUGCUAAAGAGAAUGGUGCUCCUGUAGCUAAGCCAAAGGCUGAUAAAGAAAAUGGCGCCAUUGCAGCUAAGGAAAAUGGCGCCCCUGCUGCUAAAGAAAAUGGCACUGGCGCCGCUAAGUCAAAGACUGCCAGAGAAAAUGGAGCUUCUGCCGCUAAAGAAAAUGGCGCUUCUGCCGCUAAAGAAAAUGGCGCUUCGGCUGCUAAGGAAAAUGGGACUUCUGCUGCCAAGCCAAAGGCAGCUAAGGAAAAUGGUGUUUCAGGUGCCAAGCCAAAGGUCGCCAAGCUGGCCGGGAGCGACAGCCUUAUCGGAUCUCCUAUCCCGAAGGCCGAGGCGCAGAGCAAAUGGCCCUGGCGCUACCAGGAUACGAAAAAUAAGAAAAAAAGAACCACCGGCAAUGAUGGGGAUGACAGUGAGGAAAUAAUUUUGAUAGCAAAAGCUCAUUAUACGCAAGCUCGGGUGGAUGGAGUCCUCUAUAAUCUGGGUGACUGUGCUUUUGUUAAGGCUGAAGAUGGUGCACCAGACUAUAUAGGUAGAAUUGUUGAAUUUUUUGAGACAGCUGAUGGUAACCAUCAUUUUACUUCUCAGUGGUUCUAUCGAGCAGAGGAUACGGCCAUAAAAACACAAUCUUCUAUUCAUGAGCCAAAGCGAGUCUUUUUGUCUAAAAUAAAGGAUGUCAAUUUGCUUGAAUGCAUCACCUCAAAGCUCAAUAUUGUUCAAGUGCCUCCAGUGAUGGGCUCAGAGAAAGAGAAAAGGAGAAUACCACCAUGUGACUUUUAUUAUGAUAUGGGCUAUGAUUUGCCUUACACAACAUUCCAUAUUCUACCACCUGAAACUGUGCCUGCAACCAGUGAUUCAUCCUCAGAGGUGUGCAAUGAAAUAUCUCAUGAAUUUAAUGGAGCAAUUGAAAGCAAGGCACAAACUAAUGGAAGUUCUAGGAAAGCUUGCAGGGUCAAACCUGAAGUUUCUUCUACUGAGUUGAAUGGAGUAUCUGAAAAUAAGGAAGAAAGUGAGACAAACUUCAAGAAAAAUAUUGCUUCCAAACCUGAGCUAAAGUUGCUUGAUUUGUAUUCUGGAUGUGGUGGCAUGUCUACUGGAUUAUGUUUUGGUGCAAAUCUUUCGGGUGUCAACCUUGUCACGAGAUGGGCAUUGGACUUGAACGAGGCUGCCUGCAAGAGUUUGAAGCAUAAUCAUCCAGAAACAGAGGUUCGCAAUGAGUCUGCUGAUCAUUUCUUGGAGUUGCUUAGGGAAUGGCAGAAGCUGUGUCUAAAGUACUGUGAACCUGAAGAUCAGAAGGCAAUCACUCGUGGUGGCCGGGCACCUCAUAAGGCUAAGGAAACAAAAAAAGAAGAGGAAUCUGUUUCUGAUUCUGAUUCUGAUGUUCAAGAAGGAGAAUUUGAAGUAGAAUACUUGCUUGACAUUCGCCACAUUGAUCCAACCAAGGAGAAUGAAUCUGGGCUGGAAUUCAAGGUGCAUUGGAAAGGCUAUGAUGAGAGUGAGGAUACAUGGGAACCCUUGUCAGGGUUGGGGGAAUGCGAAGAAAAAAUCAAAGAGUUUGUGUUAAAAAGUGCAAAAGAAAAGCGUUUGCCUCUACCAGGUGAUGUGGAUGUUAUUUGUGGUGGCCCUCCUUGCCAAGGAGCUAGUGGAUUCAAUAGAUUUAGAAAUGUUCAAGCUCCUCUUGAUGAUCCAAAAAAUCAUCAAAUGGUUGUAUACAUGGACAUUGUUAACUUCAUGCGGCCACGAUAUGUUUUGAUGGAGAAUGUUGUCGAUAUUCUUAAAUUUUGUAAUGGAUUCCUUGGUCGUUAUGCUUUGAGCCGUUUGAUACAUAUGAAUUAUCAAGCAAGGCUUGGCAUGAUGGCAGCUGGGUGUUAUGGACUUCCACAAUUUCGCAUGCGUGCAUUCUUGUGGGGGGCAAAGCCAUCUGAGAAACUCCCACAAUAUCCGCUACCAACACAUGAUGUGGUUGUCAGAGGUGGCGUCCCAAAUGAAUGGGAGCGCAACAUGGUCGCUUAUGAUGAAAACCAAUGUCGCAAUCUUGAAAAAGCGCUUGUUCUUGGGGAUGCUAUUUCUGACCUUCCAUCGAUUUUAAACUCGGAGAAUCGGGAUGAAAUGGCAUAUGGGAAAGCCCCUUGCACUGAGUUUCAAAGAUACAUUAGGAUGCCUAAAGAAGUUAUGAAAGGUCAAAUGUCAUACGCAACCUCCAAGAAGACAGCACAAAAGGCUGUUCUUUAUGAUCAUAGGUCGCUUCAGUUAAAUGAGGAUGAUUAUCAGCGUGUCUGCAGAAUUCCUAAGAGAAAGGGGGCAAAUUUUAGGGAUCUUCCUGGUGUACUUGUUGGGCCAGACAAUGUUGUGGAAUUGGAUACAUCCAUGGAGAGAGUGUUGUUGCCAUCGGGAAAGCCAUUGGUUCCAGAUUAUGCAAUAACUUUUGUAAAAGGCCGUUCCACAAAGCCAUUUGGUCGGUUAUGGUGGGAUGAAACAGUGCCAACUGUGGUCACCAGGGCUGAGCCUCAUAAUCAGGCUGUUUUGCAUCCUGAGCAGGAUCGAGUUCUUUCUAUUCGUGAGAAUGCAAGAUUACAGGGUUUUCCUGACUACUACAAGCUUUAUGGGGGUGUGAAGGACAGAUAUAUUCAAGUAGGCAAUGCUGUGGCAGUACCUGUUGCACGGGCUUUGGGCUUUGCCUUGGGAAUGGCCAUACAGAAUUUAGGCUCACAGGAGCCGGUCAUGGAGCUUCCAAGGAAAUUUCCUCAUUGUUUCAGUGACAAACAGAAUGGUGACCUAGCUUUAGAUGUUGGAGAGCAAUGCUAGUUACAUGCGUAAAACCAGCUCAUAUUGGUGUUGCUUCAUGUCCUACCAGUAAUUCUGGGGCUCAUUUUUGUCACCAAGGAAUAUAAAUAGAAAGCCAAUCGAGUGGCCGGCCUUCCAAUUUGAAUGUGUUUGCAGCUUUAAUUCCAUUGGCAUAUAAAAAAAGUCUUGAAAUUUGCCUUUGAUCCUUGCUUUGACUCUUGUAAUUGUCAUUCUGUUCUACAAUUGAUUUAUUCUCUUCGGAGGAUUUUUAUUCCGGAAGGUGGUUUGCCUCUGGUAUUACAUUAUAUUUUUAAGAGCUCCCAUUCAUUGUGUUGCUAGGUCUUGUAUGAAAUCUAGGCCAGCGAAUUGUGGUGGCUUUUGGAAAAUAGAAUAUUCUUUAAAAAAUGAGUUUUUCAAAACUAUUUUUAAUGUAAA
Messenger RNA from Cryptomeria japonica (Japanese cedar), 3609 nucleotides. RefSeq names its product DNA (cytosine-5)-methyltransferase CMT3. The record is from RefSeq and is a predicted model, not a curated record. Gene Ontology annotation, molecular function: DNA (cytosine-5-)-methyltransferase activity; chromatin binding. The transcript has 21 exons. NCBI's taxonomy places the organism in Eukaryota, Viridiplantae, Streptophyta, Pinopsida, Cupressales, Cupressaceae. Gene Ontology annotation, cellular component: nucleus. The coding region runs from base 223 to 3195 and encodes 990 amino acids.